This is a messenger RNA of Histoplasma mississippiense, 1851 nucleotides long. RefSeq lists its product as hypothetical. The record is from RefSeq and is a predicted model, not a curated record. NCBI's taxonomy places the organism in Eukaryota, Fungi, Ascomycota, Eurotiomycetes, Onygenales, Ajellomycetaceae. Gene Ontology annotation, biological process: transmembrane transport. Gene Ontology annotation, molecular function: ATP hydrolysis activity; ATP binding; ABC-type transporter activity. The transcript has 4 exons. Gene Ontology annotation, cellular component: membrane. The coding region runs from base 1 to 1851 and encodes 616 amino acids.
AUGACGUCCUGGGAAACAGUGGAAGUAAUCGUUGCUGUAGUGAGGCUCCUUACUUUGCUUGGGAUUGUGAUUUUCUAUACCUUAAGUUCCGUCGGAUGGAGGAGCUAUCGUCACAAGGAUGCUACUGCACGCUUCGCCUCCGGUGAAGCUUCAGAGACCACAAGGUUGUUAAAUGGCCAUCGCAGCGGAAUAAACGGUGAUAACUACGGGUCAUCCUCUCCAAACCGAAAAAGAGAUUCGGAUUUCAAACCAGAGGACGCUUGGCUUGUCAUCAAUGUCAUGGUUCCCAUUCAAAUUGGUAGAAUCACCAAUGUUCUCUCGGGAGAUACUGGAGAAGAAUUCUACAUUCCAUGGCGUGGAAUUUGCAUUUAUGUCCUCUUCCGUUGGCUUCAGGGAAAUCAGGGAUUAAUCGGUUCUUUGCGUUCCUUUUUAUGGAUUCCUGUCGGACAGUAUUCAUACAUGGAACUUUCAACCGCUGCUUUUGAACAUGUUCAUAGCCUUAGUCUCGAUUUCCACCUGGGCAAAAAGACCGGCGAAGUGUUGUCAGCUCUAAGCAAAGGCAAUUCUAUCAACACGUUCCUGGAACAGUUCACGUUCCAGGUUGUACCAAUGCUGAUCGACCUCUGCGUUGCGAUUGCCAUUUCCUGCAGAAACGAUUCGAUGGUGUCUUACGAAACCGUGAAAUAUUUCAACGCAGAGCAGUACGAGUUUGGUCGGUAUCGUGGAGCUGUUACCGAUUUCCAAAAGGCCGAGUAUCAUGUCUUAUUUUCGCUGACAUUAAUGAAUACGUGCCAGAAUACUGUUUUCAUGCUUGGGCUGCUGAUAACAUGUUUCCUCGCUGCCUAUCAAGUUGCAACCGGCGAACAGAAGGUCGGGAAGUUCUCGGCCAUGAUAAAUUCGGAGCGGAUGUUGGAACUCUUCCGGGAACAGCCAACUGUCAUUGAUGGACCCAACACACGCGAACUUCCACGCUGUGAUGGCGAGAUUACCUUCGAAAAUGUGAAGUUUGCGUAUGAUACCCGAAAACCCGCAUUGAACGGCCUGAGUUUCCGUUGUCGCCCUGGAACAACCACUGCCCUAGUUGGCGAGUCCGGAGGGGGAAAAUCGACUGUUUUCCGCCUUCUAUUCAGAUUCUACAAUUCUUCGUCGGGUCAUAUCCUCAUUGACGGACGCAAAGUUGAGAAUCUAACUAUUGAUUCAGUUCGUCGACAUAUUGGUGUUGUCCCUCAAGAUACCGUUCUUUUCAAUGAAACAUUAAUGUAUAAUCUCAAGUACGCAAAUCCGUCUGCUACGGACGAGGAAGUUUAUGCGGCGUGCCGGGCCGCGAGUAUUCACGAUAAAAUUCUCGCCUUCCCUGACGGCUAUCAAACUAAGGUGGGCGAGCGAGGCCUGCGCUUGAGUGGUGGGGAGAAACAGCGUGUGGCUAUUGCACGCACUAUUAUCAAAGAUCCCCGGAUAAUUCUCCUCGACGAAGCCACUGCUGCCUUGGACACGGAAACGGAAGAACACAUCCAAGGGGCGCUGUCCACAUUGUCUAAAGGUCGCACGAUGCUUGUUAUUGCACAUCGCCUGAGCACAAUAACGACAGCAGACCAAAUUCUCGUGCUACAUAACGGGCAAGUUGCCGAACACGGAACCCAUGAACAGCUUCUUAGCCUGAAGGGAAGAUAUGCGAGUAUGUGGCGAAAACAGAUUCGUGCCCAGAGAGCAGCUGCGGAGGCGCAGGUGUUACAAGACCGUGCUCAACGUUUACGCAGCGCGUCUACAGCUGGGGGCGAUGACAGCUCUAGUCAAUCAGAUGAGGAGAGAAAUGGCAUGAGUUCGAGACUAGAAAGAUCUUCACUCGGCUAA